AUGAAGUGGUGGAUAGGUAUCCAGAAGGUUUUAACGAAGGAGUGGGUAGGUACACAGGGAGCCAACAAAAUACAUGUGGAUGUAUCCGUACCACCACGGUUUUACAAAGCCAGGGCAGUGCCAUACGCCUCAAGAGGAUUGGUCAACGAUCAACUGGACAAGAUGGAGGCACAGGGUGUGAUCAGCCCUGUUAGGAGUGCGGAGUGGGUUGCACCCAUUGUGCCGGUACUGAAGGACGGGGGCACAAGCAUUAGAAUUUGUGGUGACUAUAAACAGACAGUCAAUCGAGCAUCAGAAGUGGAGCAGUACCCGAUUCCAAGAAUUGAAGAUCUUUUUGAGUCAUUGACAGGAGGAGAAUCGUUUACCAAGUUGGAUUUGUCACAAGCGUACGACCAAAUCCCUCUAGCCAAAGAAUCGAAGAGAUCGACAGAGUUUAUCUCACAGUUAUCGACACUGUUGGCUCCUUUACAUGAGCUACUAAAGAGCAAGCAAAGUUGGAAAUGGACGACUCGCCCAGAGAGGGCAUUUCUGAAAGCAAAUUCAGUGCCGACAACUGCCAAUGUACUGGUCCACUUUGACCCAGACAAACCCAUUAUAGUCUGUUGUGAUGAUUCACCUUAUGGAGUGGGAGCAGUUAUGUCUCAUGUGGAGAGGGACAGAAGUGAAAGACCUAUUGGGUUUGCAACACUGAGUGCAGCAGAAAAGAAUUACGCGCAAAUUGACAGAGAAGGACUGGCAAUAGUUUUCGCGGUGAAGAAAUUUCACAACUAUCUCUACGGGAGAGCAUUACGAUUGUAA
Messenger RNA from Corticium candelabrum, 798 nucleotides. RefSeq lists its product as uncharacterized. Bases 1 to 798 code for a protein of 265 amino acids. The transcript has a single exon. Lineage: Eukaryota; Metazoa; Porifera; Homoscleromorpha; Homosclerophorida; Plakinidae. The record is from RefSeq and is a predicted model, not a curated record.